This is a messenger RNA of Daucus carota subsp. sativus, 1704 nucleotides long. RefSeq names its product tubulin alpha chain. Bases 180 to 1535 code for a protein of 451 amino acids. Gene Ontology annotation, biological process: mitotic cell cycle; microtubule cytoskeleton organization. Gene Ontology annotation, molecular function: structural constituent of cytoskeleton; GTP binding. The transcript has 4 exons. The record is from RefSeq and is a predicted model, not a curated record. Gene Ontology annotation, cellular component: cytoplasm; microtubule. NCBI's taxonomy places the organism in Eukaryota, Viridiplantae, Streptophyta, Magnoliopsida, Apiales, Apiaceae.
AUCUGUAAAAAAGACCUAAAAAAUGCAGGCUCCUAUAUAAGGCGAAGCGAGGCAGAGUUGAGAAACAGGCUUUCAAAAAUUGAGGCGUCUUAAUAAACGUUCUCAAUAACAACUCUCUCUUCUUUCUCUCUCUCUUUUCUCCAAUCUCUCUCGUCUGUUUGUUUUAGAUCUCGUCGAGAAUGAGAGAGUGCAUUUCAGUUCACAUCGGUCAGGCCGGUAUCCAGAUCGGUAACGCUUGCUGGGAACUUUACUGCCUCGAGCACGGCAUUCAGCCUGAUGGCCAAAUGCCAAGUGACAAAACUGUCGGUGGAGGGGAUGAUGCUUUCAACACUUUCUUUAGCGAAACUGGUGCUGGAAAGCAUGUACCUCGUGCAAUCUUUGUGGAUCUUGAGCCCACUGUCAUCGAUGAAGUGAGGACUGGAACAUAUCGUCAACUCUUUCAUCCUGAACAGCUGAUUAGUGGCAAAGAAGAUGCAGCUAACAACUUUGCUCGUGGACACUAUACCAUUGGAAAGGAGAUAGUUGAUCUUUGCCUGGAUCGUAUCCGGAAGCUUGCUGACAACUGCACUGGUCUCCAGGGUUUCCUUGUAUUUAAUGCUGUUGGUGGAGGCACUGGUUCUGGUCUGGGUUCCCUUCUUUUGGAGCGUCUGUCUGUGGACUAUGGCAAGAAAUCAAAACUUGGAUUCACUGUUUAUCCCUCACCACAGAUCUCAACCUCUGUUGUGGAGCCUUACAACAGUGUGCUCUCGACCCAUUCACUCUUGGAGCACACUGAUGUUUCUGUGCUGUUGGAUAAUGAGGCCAUAUAUGAUAUUUGCAAGCGGUCCCUUGACAUUGAACGCCCCACUUAUACCAACCUCAAUCGUUUGGUUUCUCAGGUCAUUUCCUCCUUGACCGCUUCUUUAAGGUUUGAUGGAGCCUUGAAUGUUGAUGUGACUGAGUUCCAGACCAAUCUGGUGCCAUACCCAAGGAUCCACUUCAUGCUUUCUUCUUAUGCCCCUGUUAUCUCCGCUGAGAAGGCCUAUCAUGAACAGCUAUCAGUUGCAGAGAUCACUAACAGUGCAUUUGAGCCCUCUUCUAUGAUGGCGAAGUGUGAUCCUCGCCAUGGGAAAUACAUGGCUUGCUGUCUGAUGUACCGAGGUGAUGUGGUGCCUAAGGAUGUGAAUGCCGCUGUUGGUACCAUCAAGACCAAGCGCACCAUUCAGUUUGUUGACUGGUGCCCAACUGGUUUCAAGUGUGGUAUCAACUAUCAGGCCCCAACUGUUGUCCCAGGUGGUGAUCUUGCCAAAGUACAGAGAGCUGUGUGCAUGAUCUCAAAUUCGACCAGUGUUGCAGAGGUUUUCUCACGUAUAGACACCAAAUUUGACCUCAUGUACUCAAAGAGGGCUUUCGUUCACUGGUAUGUUGGUGAGGGAAUGGAAGAAGGUGAGUUCUCUGAAGCCCGUGAGGAUCUUGCUGCCCUUGAGAAGGACUAUGAGGAGGUUGGUGCAGAGUCUGCUGAGGGGGAUGAUGAAGAUGAAGGAGAAGAUUACUAGAAGAUAAGGAGUUGCGUGGACAGUUGAUUUCUAUUUUGCUUUUGCAUUACGCAUGGCCUUGUUUUAUUUGCAACAACUCUUUAUGCUGUUCUCUAUGUUUGCUGUUUCUGUUCACCAAAUUUAUGUGGCGUGAAGACUUCUUUUAAUGGUUGAUGUUUCUGUUACACCA